Mugil cephalus (flathead mullet) is the source of this 5031-nucleotide messenger RNA. It is a transcript of the gene ssh2a, whose product is annotated as slingshot protein phosphatase 2a. NCBI's taxonomy places the organism in Eukaryota, Metazoa, Chordata, Actinopteri, Mugiliformes, Mugilidae. Gene Ontology annotation, biological process: actin cytoskeleton organization; negative regulation of actin filament polymerization; protein dephosphorylation. The coding region runs from base 459 to 4409 and encodes 1316 amino acids. The record is from RefSeq and is a predicted model, not a curated record. Gene Ontology annotation, molecular function: actin binding; protein tyrosine/serine/threonine phosphatase activity. Gene Ontology annotation, cellular component: cytoplasm. The transcript is spliced from 14 exons.
GAGAGUUUCACUCGAGUCAUAUGUCUCAGUACUGUACAUGUCAGAGGAUGUUGUGUUUUGACUCGGGAGACAAAUGAUCGGUAGAAAACGCAACGGAAAUGUAUUUAAUACGAGAAUCGCUUUCGCUUUUUUGGAAAAUCAUGGACAGCCAUGCUCGGCGGUCAGGGGCAGGAACACGGUGUGCUUGAUUUAGUUGCCCCACUUGAUUUAUUGCGAAAGAUCGGCGAUUUGGAAACAAUUUCACUUUUUUUAGGCGGCGCCUAUUCCGCGGAAUAUUUUCGUCACUUUCUAGGCGAGAACACACAACCCUUCGGAAGAGACACUCGUUUGGCUCCUUGGCUCUUACGAUGCCGGCGCACAUGACUUUAGGAGAGAAGUAAAAGUUGUCACUGGGACCAAGAACACCUGGCGCCCGCCUCCUCCUCCUCUUCUUCCCAGUCCGCUCCCUCUCCGCCGGCAUGACCCUCGGCACGGUGUCCGGCUCCGACAGCUCGUCUGCGGUCAGCUUCUGCUCCUGCUGCGGGGCGAAGAUGGUGCCCUACUUCAGCGACGACGCGGUGGUGUCGAAAAAUCAGAUCAACCAGCUUAUCAGUGAGAGUUUCCUCACGGUAAAAGGUGCAGCCCUCUUCCUUCCCAGGGGUAACAGUCCCACGCCGAACUCUGCGCCCCGCAUCAGCCAGCGCAGGAACAAGCACACAGGUGACCUCCAGAAACAUCUUCAGACCAUGUUCACUGUGCUGCGCCCAGAGGACACCAUCCGACUGGCUGUGCGUCUGGAGAGCGCCUACCCUCAGGUAACCCGCUACAUGGUGGUGGUCUCCACCAAUGGUAGACAGGACACGGAGGAGAGCAUCGUGCUUGGCAUGGACUUCGUCUCCUCUGAUAGCUGCUGUACGGUGGGUCUGGUUCUACCUCUGUGGAGUGACACUCUGAUCCACUUGGAUGGAGACGGCGGCUUCAGUGUAUCGACAGUGAGCAGGGUUCAUGUCUUCAAGCCAGUUUCCGUUCAGGCCAUGUGGUCGGCCCUCCAGUCUCUCCACAAAGCCUGCGAGGUGGCUCGCUGCCAUAACUACUACCCGGGCAGCCUGUUCCUGACCUGGGUCAGCUACUACCAGAGCAGGGUCUCGUCCAACCAGUUCUGCAUCAACGAAUGGAACGCCAUGCAGGAUGUCGAGUCGCACCGUGCCAACUCGCCCGUCCUCUUCACAGACCUGCCCACAGAGAGGGAGCGCACAGAACGCCUGAUCAAGAUGCGCCUCCGAGAGAUCAUGAUGCAGAAAGACCUGGAGAACGUCACCUGCAAGGAGAUCCGAACAGAGCUGGAGAUGCAGAUGGUUUGUAACCUGAGGGAAUUCAAAGAGUUCAUAGACAACGAGAUGAUAGUCAUCCUGGGACAGAUGGACAGCCCCACUGAAAUAUUUGACCACGUCUAUCUGGGCUCUGAGUGGAACGCCUCCAACCUAGAGGAGCUGCAGAACAGUGGAGUGCGCUACAUCCUGAAUGUGACCAGGGAAAUAGACAACUUCUUCCCAGGGAUGUUUGAAUACCACAACAUCAGAGUGUACGACGAGGAGGCCACCAACCUGCUGGAAUACUGGAACGAAACUUACAAGUUCAUCACCAAAGCCAAAAAAGCUGGUGCUAAGUGUCUGGUUCACUGUAAGAUGGGCGUGAGCCGCUCCGCGUCCACGGUGAUCGCCUACGCCAUGAAGGAGUACGGCUGGGACCUGGACACCGCCUUGGACUACGUGAAAGUGAGACGGACCGUCACCAAACCAAAUCCUUCCUUCAUGAAACAGCUGGAGGAGUAUCAGGGUAUUCUGCUGGCAAGCAAACAAAGGCAUAAUAAGCUAUGGCGCUCCCACUCUGACAGCGACCUAUCGGAUCGCCCGGAGUCAUUGUGCAAACCCUCAUCUCACUCCCUGGGUCGCUCCGACUCCCACAACAACAACACGUCCUCCCCCUCCCUGCAUCACUUCCUGGGCGUGGCCGUGCUGCAGGCGCUCUGCGCCGAACCGAAGGACGCCGCCAAAUCAAACAACGCAGACACCUCUGACGCGCACGCGCUCUCGAACGGUGCGCGCGACUCGCCGGUUCAGGAGGAGGUCAGAUCGGAUUGCGAAGCCCCCCUCCUGCUUCCUCUCCCCAGACCCCGAGCAGCCACUGUAAUCCCAGAGGAAAGGCUGGACAAUUCAGCCAGCGUGGCUGUCACCGUGCCUGUUGCUCUCCCGCACCCUCCACCACUGCUCCACAUCCUACCUCCGACACCAGAGCUCCAGCGUCCCCGCCGCAGCCCCCCGACGCAUUUGUCCAUUUCGGUGCCCGGACGCAAACCGGCGGAGCUGUCCCUCAAUUUACCCGAGAGGAGCAGCUCAGAAGAACUGUCUCCGCUCACCCUGGGAUCCAGCGACUCGGACAUAAUGAAUCAGUCAUUAUCGGACUCAGCAAGUGACAAGCACACUCCCCUCAGCCCUCUGGUUCUUCCUCUCGCCCCCAGUGACGACAACAACAACCCCAGUGAGUUACAGACGGGCGGCGCUCUGGACAGCCGCGGCGAGGCUGACGGCUCGUCCAGCCACAGCACGGACAGCAUCGACUUCUUCAGCGCCAGGGAGAAAUUCGUGGGCCUCGCCCUAGACGGCCGAACUCGGACGCUUUCAGAGCAGGCGCAGCAAAAGACGUCUCCGGCCUCAGCUGACGGGGACAUGGAGGCGAGUGAGGAAGAGGAGCAGGGGAACGGGACGAGUCAGGGAUCUGAAGACAGCUUUGACAAAGCCAGCCCUGACCGAUCCCACCACGCUCACCAUGACAACGGAAUAUCUGUCCGCCAUAUUGUCACUGAGAUCGAAGCCAUAUGCCACCCGACCCCUUCUCUCCCUAGUCCGUCCUCCCCCUCCUCCUCCUCAUCGCUCCCUCCGUCCUCUCACAGCCCUCAGUUUCCGCGGCCGGAGCACGCGGAUGAGGCGGAGGCUUCUGAGGUCUGUUUGACUCCACCUUCACACCCUCCGUCUCCCUCCAUGCUGCCCGGCGACUGGCCCGCGGGCUCGGUGCGGCGGGCCACCAAGCAGCUGGAGCAGAAGCUGAGGCAGGAGUUGGAGAUGGCGGCGUCCCAGCGCUCCCCGCUGCACUCCCCCAGCACCGAACACCCUCCCAUCAGGCUGCCCCUGUGCUCCCCAACCACUGAACACCCUCCGCCUCACUCCCCCCAGCACUCCGCAGAACAAAGGAUCACUCAGGGAGACGACGUGGCCACAUCCAAAGACGGAGAGACGCAUAAAGGGUCGCACACUGAGCUGCGGAGACUUGAUUCCUCAGGCGUAGACGUCCUCCCAGACCCUUCGUGCUCAACUAACUCAAAUAUCAGCCAAGUCUCUGGUGCUAUAUCAUCGACCGAUAGCCAUACGGUGACAUCAUCACUGACCUCUACUAGUCCGUUAGUAGAAUCAUCUCUAGAUACCUCAGUCUGGCCCCGGCGACAGGACCAGCUCCACAGCCAAAACACCCAGUGUCAGACUCAGUCCCAGGUCCUUUCUGACCACAUGUCUGUGGACGGGGUGACAGCGCAGGAGUCGGAUACAGAUGAAAGACUGGACUCCUGUUGGCAGGGCAGGCGAGAGGGCUGCGGCCUCGGCUGCGACGCUCAGAGCAGGCUGGCUCGUGGCAGCCAGGAGCUGGAGAGGAUCCAGCAGACGCUGCGAGAGCUGCAGGCUUUUCUCCACGAAGGUGUCAGUCUGGAGACGACGGACAGUAAAGCACAAGAACUGAGGCAGCCUCAGGGGCUGAGAGACACUAUGGACACUGAGCCGGGACAUGUUAAGAGUUCUGAACGGACCCCUCCAGGCCUGGAAGUAGGGAAGCGGCUCAGGGGGAAGCAAGAGGGGAGGAGUUUAACGGAGCCAACGGGGUGGCACAGAGCCAUGGAGCUGGAGGCUCGUCUCCGCCAGGCAGGCCUCACCCCCCCUUCUCUCAUGAAAAGAUCAGCCUCUUUGGCUAAGCUGGACUGUCUGGAGCUGUCCGCCAACGACCUCAGCGACCUGGACCUGAUGCCGCACAUCAGGACCACGUCCCACUCCCAGGACUCUUUCUCACCGUCCCCUUCUCACCCGGACGACACCUGGAAAAAGCAGAAGGUUCUCGCUCAAAACACUUGUGCUAAAAAGACGGAUUCGCCCCGAGACGAAACGCCGUCACCUCGGCCGGUCCGCCCGUCCUCGCCCUCCGCCCAAAGCUGCACCAAAGAAGACUCGGGCGAGAGGGAGGAGGCGGACGGCAGCAGCGGCGGCGGCGGCGGCGGCGGCGCGGCCUCCGCUCUACGUCAGCAGGGGCGGGGACACUCGUCGAGGCGUUCUCGCAAAGCUUCCGCGGAGAAGAAGCAGCGAGCCAUCACUGUGCUAUACAACACCAUGUAACCUCAGCGCAAUGGACUGGAACGGACACGACUGGAGCUGCUGCACACGCGUGUGAAAGACAAAAGAGACUGCAUGAUGUGUAUGAAAGUGUAGCAGGUCAACGGUAGCCCCUGUGUAACCUCCAACGUAUGUACAGCGCGUAAGACAAGAAUGAUGAAUGAACAUGUUUGCAUGAAAACUACUGGAUGUGUUUGUUUCAACUGGAGUUCAGGUUCGUCUGUACGGUUAUGUAAUAUGAAUGUCCAAACUAAGGCUGAACAAGUGCACAUGCACUCCAUUAUGUCUGUCCCUUUUUUAAGAAGUUUUGUUUUGUUUUGUUUUUUUCAGUGUGUGACCCUCGCUGCCUGUUGACAGUUUAGAAAACUACAACCAGAGGGGCUUUUUCACUCAAAACAUGCACUUUACUGUUCAGAUGAUUUUUAUUCUCAUUUGGAGUUUGUUUCUUACCCCGAGGAGGAUUCUUUUGCACUGUUCUCAGUAGAUUUGUCUGCAUUUGUGUCUUCAAAGUGGACAGACAUGUCUUUAUUCAGAUUUUUAAUUAAACCAGGACAAAGCUGAUAUGAUGUUGUGUUUUUUUAAUAUAGUGCUUUAUUAGUGAAUAAAUAUGGUGAGUUUGUUUUGA